Messenger RNA from Poecilia reticulata (guppy), 3353 nucleotides. It is a transcript of the gene chic2, whose product is annotated as cysteine-rich hydrophobic domain 2. The record is from RefSeq and is a predicted model, not a curated record. Lineage: Eukaryota; Metazoa; Chordata; Actinopteri; Cyprinodontiformes; Poeciliidae.
UUUACGAAUAACAACUGAAAAAAAAAGGAAUGAAAAAAGAAAAGUGUCUCCCUCCGUCCGUCCCUCUUCCGGUGUCGUGCUGUUCCAGCGGCGGAUGUUGAUGUUUUGUUUCGGAGCUCGCUGAGGCGAUAUGUGAACUACUUCAUAUUUUUGUACCCACCCUCUCCGUUUUGUCUUGGGUCUGUAUUUUAGGAAAGGUUUCUCUGUUUGUCGGCACCGUGUUUCUCCCGGUGUCACUGCCGGGGAGCGAUGAUGGAGGACUUUGAUGAAAUCUACGAAGAGGAGGAGGAAGAAGAGGACGAGGACAGGGCCGCAGAGGAACAGCUCCUCAAGUACGCUCCGGACCCGGUGGUGGUUCGAGGGUCCGGCCACGUCACGGUGUUUGGACUUAGUAACAAAUUUGAGUCAGAAUUUCCUUCAGCACUUACAGGGAAGGUGGCGCCAGAAGAGUUCAAAGCCAGCAUCAAUCGAGUGAACAGCUGCCUGAGGAAGACGCUCCCAGUGAACGUGCGCUGGCUCCUGUGCGGCUGCCUCUGCUGCUGCUGCACUCUGGGCUUCAGCUUGUGGCCGGUCAUCUGCCUCAGCAAAAGGACGAGAAGAUCAAUAGAGAAACUUUUAGAGUGGGAAAACAACAGACUUUAUCACAAGUUGUGUUUGCAUUGGAAACUUAGCAAACGGAAGUGCGAGACCAACAACAUGAUGGAAUAUGUAAUCCUAAUAGAGUUCCUUCCCAAGAUCCCCAUCUUCAAACCAGACUAACGAGACGACAGAAGAGCCAAAAAAACCCUCCACCGCUGCCCAGUUUUCUCCUAAUGGCUGUGAAACUCCUCCCUCUGAAAAACUCCACUAGUGUUUACAUUUGUCGCCCCUCUUUCCACAAAUAUACCUGUUCUGCAUCCUUGUUUACAAAUCCAGCAGCCCCUUGCUUUUUUUUCCCCUUUUGCCAUUGAAAUUUGACCAUUUGGUCAAACUUGUGCUCUGUUGAGCAGCUGCUGACCCUCUUCAGAGGAGAAGCAGCCAUUUGCAGGGACGCUGCUUUUAAAGCUCCGACAAGAAAACUGGACGCUCAAGUUGAGUUCUGUGAGACAAAAACUGGAUAUUUGUCACUUUCGUCCCUAAACUAAGCACACAGCACAGCCAGACUUUAAACAAACUUCACAGGCUCCCUUGGUUUGAGAGCUGUUGGCUUCACGCCCUGAAUCUGUACUUUGGAAACAAGCUGGAGCGAAACACGAGAGUUCAUCCAGAUAAAUGUGAAGCAGACAGACUGGUCCCACAGGAACAUGUCAAAGUUCACUCCUCAGCCGUCGGAUGUCUUCUUGCCCUGUGCACAACCAGUGACAAUCACACACUCUGACUGCACUGUUUAUACUAUAUAAAUGGGUCUUUGUGCUACACAGUUCACCCAAAGCAAUUAGAUUUCGAUGUUUGUGUCCAAGUGAUGGACUGGUCACCUAGCAACCGGGCAACGACAAAACAAAGGUUUCUUUCACUGUUUUUCUUUAUUUUACGGAUCAGGUUUUGUUUACUGUUUUUGUUCAAGUGUGCAUGUGCGGGUCAGACAGAGAAACAAGCAGUCAAAAUGGAAAUACAGAAAUGUCACACCUCAGAAAGAAAAAGAUUUCUUUCUUAAUGGGGUUUUUUUUGUUACCUCUUAUGAUCUUUUUUUGGUUUGUGUAAGUGUAUUGUUCAUGGCAACUUUUGGUUGUUCCUUUUGUUAAAUUUGUGGUUAAGUGUCAACAUUGAAGCACUCUCUCUGAGUCCUGCACUCCUUUUUCUGUGGCCUGUGUCACUAAAACACAAAGCUUAACUUGUUUCCAAGUGUUUGAGUCCAAGGGUGCGUUCACACUGCCAUGAAAAGAUCAGAUACAGGUCACAUUACGUCAAAAAAAUCGGAAUUGGGUCACUUCAGGCUGCAGUCUGAACGCACCCCAAGACAAGAGUCGGAGCUCUGCUGUUUUAGGUGUCUCGAUUUAUAAGUUCAGGUGUUUUGGUUGACAAGGACGUUUAAAUUAAGCAGACUCAACCCAAACUGGAAACGUGAAUUAAACGUUGCACUAGUACAUAUUUGUUUUUUUUGUUUGUUUUUUUUAAACCAUAAAACUGCUUCUUACGUUGGAAAACCUACAAAGAUUCAUCUUAGCAUCCUUGUUUUUUUUACCCUCAUGUUCACUUGCUGCAGUGAUGCUGAGCUGAAUAAAAGGCGAUCAAGACGGUAAUUUCUUGGUGAAUAUAGGGAUUUCAAAGGUGCCACUCUUUCUGUUUAAAGCUUGAACGCAUCAUAGACGUGGGAACAGGUGUGGGCCGAUAUGAGACUGAGUGAAAACGCCACGCUUUCACCGAUUCACGCAAAGAUUGAAAUCGGUGUCUAACAUGAUGUAGUUGCUUCGAAAACGGCUGCAGCUACAAAAAUAACAGUAUUUCUACAGUUAGUUUUUAAAAUGCGCUGACUGUGCAUCAUGCAGUACCUUGUUGCAGUUCUUGCCUUGUACGCAGCGACACAGGCAGCAUAACAGUCUGAUGAUAGCUGGUCAGUUAGUUGUGCUAAGGUAGCUAUACCAGACGUGAUGCUCACAGCUUUCAUUACCAGGAAUGUUUCUAAACGGCAUCUUUUUUUUUUUUUUUCCUUGCAAACAAGGGGAAGUGAAGUGGCCUUUUUUCAGCCAGACGACAGCUCUGUUGUUCUGAAUAUUCAGAAUGGAGAGAAAUACAUCCACUCUGGUUCUUUUUCACGGACCUUUGCAGCAUCAUGGCGAUAAAUUGUAGCGGUUUGAAAGUUUCUAAAAGCCUUGGUGUCCCUUCAUUCUUUAAAUCUGCCCACACCUACCUGAGAAGAAAGAAAACAAAAUAUCUAGCACCCAUUGUAGAAUAUAAGUAGUAAAUUUAUGGCACCUAAAGUGAGAUGAUUUGUUUUAAAUUCAGCAACGGUUUUGGUUUAUUUUUAACUUCAUUGACUUUGUCUAAAACUGCUUCCAUGUCACACGUCACAACUCAAAGCACCGCUCAGUCUGAUGGCAUACUCGGCAUUUGAUGAGGAGACAAGUUGGGACCGACAAAGACUGCAGACCAGUGCCCAAAACAUCCAUAUAUGUUUACUGAGAUUAUGUAUACAUAUAUCUGUGGAAUUUGAACAAAGCCACCCUGUUUUAGCUCCGGUGACUGUACAGGUGGCACUCAGGGGACAUAAAUAAUAAAAUGUAGCAUUAAUAAUCCUGUUGUCAUUUUCUUUCCACAGUUGUGACAGGGUACCAUGUGUAAUAAGUACAAAAGACCACACAUUACUUGAAUAACUGUAAAAUUAUGCAUUUAGUUUGUUUUGAGAUGAAGAAAAAAAAAUGUCAAAGUUGAUUAAG